GAGUCACCGUUAGUUUCAUACUGGCUGGAGUGUCAUGUGUGUUAAAUGCACUCUGCUAUGCUGAGCUAGCUACCCGCUUUCCUCCUAUUGUGGGUGGUGCAUACUUGUAUACAUAUACAGCUUUCAAUGAACUCACUGCUUUUCUUGUUUUUGCACAAUUGAUGCUUGACUACCAUAUUGGGGCUGCCAGUAUAGCACGGAGCUUAGCUGGUUAUGUUGUUUCAAUUCUAGAGAUCUUUCCCUUUUUGAAAGAUAAUAUUCCAAAUUGGCUUGGAAACGGGCAAGAGUUCUUUGGAGGGGUAGUUUCUAUUAAUGUACUGGCUCCAGUUCUUCUAGCUCUAUUGACCUUUAUUCUUUGUUGGGGUGUUGGAGAGUCUUCUGCCAUAAACUCCAUCAUGACAACGUUAAAGGUCAUCAUUGUCGUGUGUGUUAUCUUUGCUGGUGCUUUUGAGGUUGAUGUUUCAAAUUGGUCUCCUUUCGCACCAAAUGGCUUUAAUGCAGUGUUAACUGGAGCUACGGUAGUAUUCUUCGCAUAUGUGGGGUUUGAUGCAGUUGCAAAUUCAGCCGAAGAAUCAAAAAGUCCGAGGAGGGAUUUACCAAUUGGCAUAAUCGGAAGUCUUCUCAUUUGCAUUGCUCUAUACAUUGGUGUCUGCUUAGUAAUCACUGGAAUGGUUCCUUAUUAUCUUCUUGGGGAAGAUGCUCCAUUGGCUGAGGCUUUUGCAUCCAAAGGCUUGAAAUUUGUCUCUUUUUUGAUAAGCAUAGGUGCUGUUGCGGGACUUACAACAACCCUUCUUGUUGGUCUUUAUGUUCAGUCUCGUCUAUAUCUUGGGCUUGGGAGAGAUGGUUUGCUGCCUUCUAUAUUUUCUGAGGUGCACCCCAAACGGCACACUCCUAUCAUUUCACAAGUCUGGGUUGGAAUUGUAGCUGGUGUGUUGGCUGGACUAUUUAAUAUACGCUCGCUCUCUCAUAUUCUUUCGGUUGGCACUUUGACCGGCUACUCAGUUGUCUCGGCUUGUGUUGUCACCCUGCGUUGGAAAGACAAAACAGCCAGUCAGGUGUCUGCUUCAACCUGGCGAGAAGGUGUCAUCUGUCUUAUAGCAGUUGCUUGCUGUGGUUUUGGUGCUGGAUUCUUCUACCGGUCUGGUUUGCCAUUGGUUUCUAUUGUAGCUGCUGUUAUUGCAUCACUUGCAGCAAUGGCUCUUCAUUUUCGACACAUAUAUGGAGAUGUGGCAGGAUUUCCUUGCCCUGGAGUUCCCAUUGUGCCAGCGAUUUGCAUAUUCUUCAACAUGUUUCUAUUUGCUCAGUUGCAUCAAGAAGCAUGGGUUAGAUUUGUGAUCCUGAGCAUUGCUACCGUCAUGUUAUAUGCAUUUUAUGGUCAGUAUCAUGCUAAUCCGAUUUCGGAAGGUUCGGGCAUCUAUUUUCGGGUUCCGGGAUAGGAAUCUAGAUGCAGUAUAGUAAAUGGUAUAGUCACAUGUCUUAUAUCACAUCGAUUAUUUUCGAAACCUUGUAGUAUAGUGUAAUACUUGAAGUAGUGUAAUUGAUAAGCCCUCUAAGAGGCUGUCAUAUAAUAGAUUUUGUAUGAUAAUUAAAUAUGAUUAGUAUUAAUAUAUGACAAAUAUAAAUACACAAAUGGAAUUAAAAUUGAACUGCAGUUUAUUA
This is a messenger RNA of Momordica charantia (bitter melon), 1659 nucleotides long. NCBI's taxonomy places the organism in Eukaryota, Viridiplantae, Streptophyta, Magnoliopsida, Cucurbitales, Cucurbitaceae. The record is from RefSeq and is a predicted model, not a curated record.